Messenger RNA from Styela clava, 4217 nucleotides. RefSeq lists its product as uncharacterized. The record is from RefSeq and is a predicted model, not a curated record. Gene Ontology annotation, biological process: regulation of transcription by RNA polymerase II. Gene Ontology annotation, molecular function: cAMP response element binding; DNA-binding transcription factor activity, RNA polymerase II-specific. NCBI's taxonomy places the organism in Eukaryota, Metazoa, Chordata, Ascidiacea, Stolidobranchia, Styelidae.
AUAUUUUACAACAGAAAAAUAGUUAUAUAUUUGCUUAUAUAACUUAUUCAUCAUCCAAAAGCCAACCUGAAAGGCAAACUGGACCGGCAAAGCUUGUGACAUUUACCGAACUGACCUACGGAUUACCGGCACCGGCACGAGUAUGGCCUUAUCAGAAUCAAGCGACAGCUUUUGCAAAACAAGAAACGAGGAGCUGGAACUUCUCGGGGCGAACUAUUACAAACUACCGUUUUGCGACGAGGACAUGAAACACUUUGAAAGUAUGGAAAGCAGUGAUGACUGGGUUAACGGAAUGCUUGAAGAUCGUUUCAUGAAUGGAACAAACGAACUCCUCACUCCUUCAUCCCCCUCCUCCUCAUCUGGAGCACUUUCUCCCUCAUCCAAUUCCUCUGCUUCGUCUUCUGGUAACGGAACGAUCGAACACGCCUACUCUCUCAUCAACGACCGACCUGACACUCCCCUUACUGCUGUCAAAUUUGAGGACUUUUCCAGCGAUUAUCCUAUCGGUGAUUUAGAAGCUCAUAUCAAAGAAGAAUACAUGCGACCGUUCGAUUUUGAGGAUGACUUUUCUCUCCAGCCACCUACCGAAGCUGACUUCGAUGACGAAGGCUUUAUUUUUGACACCACGAAUGAUUUCACCGCCCAUAACUGUACUCAAAUCGAACAAGUUCCUGCUAGCACCAGUAUGUCCAUUUCUACUCCACACCAUACUAUGGAUAAAAGUCUGGCAUCCACAAUAGAGUCUUUGGGAAACAACGUCAUCACGAUUAGUAAAAUGGGAAACACCGUUCAUGUCAAGAAAGAAAACAACGAUAUCGCCCUCGACUACAGCGCUUGCAGAUCUCAGCAGGACUCCGCUCAGCCCAAGACAAUCUUCGCCCCGAUUUCCAACUGUUCCAACAACGAAAAUGUAACAACCACUAGACCAACGGCGCGGACAAUCAACAUAAAUGCAAACGGACGAACGGACAACCAUACCAAAGCCACCACCACUCCGUCAUUUUACGUUGCCGACAUGACCGACGCGCAGGAUUUGAUAUCACAGCCAACAGCAAAAGUUACGACGAAUUCUCUCACGCAUAGAACGCAAAUUCAAAUCCCAACGUCGACUCUUCAGACGAUAUUGAAAAGCGGAAGAUUGAUUACGAAAUUGCAACAAGAAGGACAGUUCUUGCCGAGAAUCAAAAUAAAAACUGAACCGUGUGAUGGAGAACAACAAUAUGUCAGAAUAUGUAAUCCACAGAUCGAGCUUCCUCCCACCCCUCCUAGUAGCAAUACCAGUGAUAACGAAGGAUCGUCCAGUCCUCGACGUGGUGGUAUAACAACCAACAGUAACACACUGGGUUCCGAUAUGUCUGUUCGUCUUAGUAGUUCCAAUCUGCAAUUCAUGUCUUCAGGAAAUCAAUUGACGGCACAGUUACUAUCCAGCCCCCAGAGAUUGGCUCAAUCGCAUGGACAUGUACAUCUAACUGAAGAAGAAAAGAAGACUCUGGUUUCGGAAGGAUAUCCUGUUCCUGAAAAAUUACCAUUGACGAAAACAGAAGAGAAGGCUUUGAAAAAAAUUCGACGAAAAAUCAAGAACAAAAUUUCUGCUCAGGAAAGUCGACGGAAGAAAAAGGAAUAUGUAGAAGCCCUUGAACGACGAAUGGAAUCAUUUAACCAAGAGAAUGGUGACUUGAGAAGAAAGCUAGAUUCGUUGGAAGAUAGUAACCAGAGUCUUCUUGGCCAACUGCGUUCAUUACAAAUGCUGGUUGCAGAAAAGAUGCCCAAACCAUCGCGCACUAUAACAACACAAACCAGUAGUUGUCUCAUGGUUGUCGUAUUAUGCUUUGCUGUGUUUCUCGGUGGAUGGCUACCGUUUCUCUCGCCGUUCAUGGCCAAAAACUCGAUGUCCCCUUACAACCAUGCGCACGAAAUGGAAAUGUCAAGAAGCUGGCGAUCAAGAGUCCUGCUUUCCUACGCUGGCGAUGCCUCCAACUCUUACGGUUACUGCGAUGUCAAUGGCUGCUAUGGAAAUCCAGAAGAUGAAGACAUUGCAUUGAAAGCUAUAAUGAAUGGACCAUACCAAGAAGAUAAUGGACACGAAGUUCAAGAAGGCAGUGAAACAUACGACGAACCUGCUUCUGGCAGAGUGGUAAUGAAUGAUACCAAGGACCAAAUCGGACAAGUGAUCGCCAACACCAUGGAACCACGAGAUGUCGCCGCUGUGCUGGCCAGUCGCAAGGUUGUUGCUACACCAGGGCGAAAAGUUCAGAUGGCGGCUGCUGAUGUUAUGGGAGCUGACAGCAAGAAGUUUGUUGCGCCUUCAGCGAUGGUUACAGAAUAGUACUGCACCUUGUAAUUGUCCCUAAAAAGGACCCCCUGGUUAAUCCAUUAUAUCCUUAGAACUACAACGCUUACUUAUUUAGUGCCAAAUAUUGUUGAAUCGACCGGUUUUCUACCGUGUAUUUUUCAUUAUUGGUAUGUCUGAUCAAGUUACCGAUAUCACUCAAAUAUACGUACAAAUGUGAUACGGUUGUACCGCAUCCACCUUCGAUUGAAGUGUCUUUCGCGACGUCUUGUUUCCAACUGAAAGUGUCAAAAAUCUUCAUCCUUCCAUAUUUUCAACCAAUCAAAUACGACGAUUUGACCGUACGAUGAACGACAUGAUUAUAUGAAUUUCCACUACGAAUUUACACGAAAUGAACUUAAACAAAUUUACAAAAAAGGUUUAAAUUGUUGACCAAAUUACCAAAAAGAUCAUAUUCAAUAACCUAGUCGUAAUUAUAAUGUUUUUUUUUCGAUUCAUGUAUUCACAUAAAUCGGAAAAAUUUUUCUUACAUUUCGACUGGGUUAUUAUUUUCUAUUUAACUGUAACUUAUUUUAUUUCCUAUUUUUCCUUUUGAGUCAUUAUUUUUUUGUUUUGCCCAGAAUAUUUACUUUAACAAAUUUACGUUAAAUAUAGAAAUGCUAACAACUAUAUCUUAGAUUUUUGUUUUUGUGUUUAUUGAUAGUUCAUUUUGUCAAGAAAUGGUAUUUUUUUCUAACCAAUGCUAACUAUUGUAGUUAAAUUUGGUCCAAUAUCAUGGGUGAUUAUUUUUUUUAAGUGCCUUAUAUUGAAUAAAUAUACAAAAAAAUCCACACAAAUAUUGCUUCGAGUUCUAAAUGUGGUGUUGUAUGUAUGUGCUGUAUGUCUUUGUGUUUUUAUCGUUUUUAUUAUUGAUGAAUUGAUAAUGAUUCGCAAUGCUAAUAAGUAACCUAAAAUAAUUGUUGGGAAGACGAAAGCCUGCCGUUGUGAUAAUUUCGUCCAUUUCCAAACCAAUCGUUUUGAAUCUUACAUCGCCAAGCAUGAGCUGUAUUUAGCCAUACGUGUAUAAUUAUUGUAUUACUGUGUCAACUAAAAUCGAAUUUGCCAUGUAUUAUUGACUAUAUGAUUGGUGAUUCAAGAGUCCUGUAUGGAGCCGCUAGAUGGCGUUCUCUUUCUAUGUUUUGUGAUCCCGAUAUACCAAUUCCAGUCUCUAAUUAUAAAUAUCAUGGGUUGAAAAUUUUUAAUUUCUAUCAAUCAAGUAGUAAAAACGAACACUUUCAUAUGAAUCAUGCUUUUUUGCUUUAUGUAGUUUGUUAUUCUUAUCCAUGUACCGACAUUGUAAAAGUCUGGGGUUGUGCAAUGCCAUCCGUGUUACCAAGCUUUGCAUUUAAGCGAAUGCUGUUUGUCAGUACGCGGUAGCGUUUGUACAUAAAUUGGGUUACAAAAUAGUUCUUUUUAUUAUUAUAUUUGAAGUACAUUGGGUACUUGGUGACUUAUGUUUACAUUUGUUGCAUUUACCUUAAUUUAGACGUAGAAAAGGUUCGGCCCUCCCAGCUUUGGUGGGUCUUUAUGUCCAUGUCGUUGAUGACAAAUUGUCCUUUAAAGGGUACUAAUACUGUAUAUUCAAAUACGCUGUUACUUUUUUGGCUUUUCAUUGAAAAUGGUGCCUUAUGUUUUUUUUUUGUUUUCGUCAUUCCUUUUACAUGUUAUUAAAAUUAUCUACAUGCCAACGUCGCAUAAUACUAUUUUGUAUUGUAUGAUGCAAAAUACGUGGAAACGAUCUUGAAAUGCACCUGUGUUUAAGCGUUUGCGAAUACACUCUGCAUUCCUUUCUUCUAGUUACAUAGAAAACAAACCAGUUCCCGAAUUGGGUCUGUACGCUUGAAUGAUACUAACUUCUGAGCUGAAUAAUAAUGAGUUUUUUCUUGUA